Molecule: messenger RNA, 1695 nt
Organism: Wyeomyia smithii (pitcher-plant mosquito)
Lineage: Eukaryota; Metazoa; Arthropoda; Insecta; Diptera; Culicidae
Exons: 3
Coding region: 1-1695 (564 amino acids)
Molecular function (GO): catalytic activity
Source: RefSeq, a predicted model, not a curated record
AUGGCCCAAGAACUCAUCAAUGGCAAGUACAAAUCUUUUCACGCGUUCUACGGUCGACUCGCUGACAACUCCGGGACGCAACGACGCAUUGCGGAAUCCUCCGAACCCCCCACCGCAGUCGUGCCACUGCCGCCAGCGCUCAACAGUCGUCCCGGUCCUGCGUGUGGUAGCGGGGAACGGGGCUUCCAAAAUGUUAGUCACGGCAAGUACACUUCCGUUUCUUCCGCAUGCACUACUGAUCCGCACUACGCUUCCAGAUCACAGAGUACCACCGUAAAAAAUUAUCUGACUGUGUACUACCAGAACGUGCGGGGCCUACGAACCAAAACAAACGAGCUGAGACUGUUGCUUUCCAGUUGUGACUACGAUGUCCUAGUCUUCACUGAAACCUGGCUCCGACCUGACAUCAUUGAUUCGGAGUUGUCAUCCGACUACUCCUUAUUUAGAUGUGACCGCAGUGAGCGUACCAGUGAACUAUCGCGGGGUGGUGGUGUGCUUAUUGCAAUCAAAAAUAACAUCACAAGCACUUUGAUCUCACUGCCGAACAGUAGCCAUCUUGAGCAGGUUGCUGUUAGGGUCCACCUUCCAAGUCGCUCACUUUACAUCUGCUGUAUAUACUUACGGCCAAAUUCCAAUGCUGAUGUGUAUGCUGCUCACUCUGCAGCAAUCGGAGCAAUGUCUGAUCAGGUCGACACUACUGACGUUAUAAUGGUGCUAGGGGACUACAACCUCCCACAUCUAAGAUGGCAAUGUGACGCGGAUCUGAACGGUUAUUUGCCCAGUAAUGCAUCGUCUGAACAAGAGAUAGUACUUACUGAAACACUACUCGCCUGUGGUUUAGUUCAAUUGAACAAUCUCACAAAUGUGAAUGGGCGCUGGCUGGACUUGCUCUUCAGUAACAUGCCGGAUGAAGUCGAAGUAGACGAGCCCCCACACCCGCUGCUACCAGUUGAUUGUCAUCAUAGACCAUUCGUUGUAUUGCUCGAUGCUCGUUGCGAUGUGUUAAAGGCUGCGGAUCGACCAGCCGAAGUGGAGUUAAAUUUCAGGCGGUGCGAUUUUGAUGUGCUGAAUAAUGCUCUUGCCUCUAUCGACUGGCAACAGCAUCUGGUUAACGAAUCCGUCGAUUUGGAUAUGUCUACUUUCUAUGAUAAACUGUUUGAGGUUUUGGUGGACUCCCGAACUUCGCCACUCAAGGAACAUGCUUCGGAAAAUGAGAAAAGCGUCUUCAAGUCGAAAACCCAAGAAAACCGUAGGGUGCUUCGGAAUAUGGAAGCUACGUAUAAGAAUCUUCUUGCUGAUACUCACAGGGCGUAUUUGCAAAAUGUACAACAAAACCUAAGGCAAAAUCCGGCCUCUUUCUGGAAAUAUGUAAAGUCACUUAAGGCUGGCCCUAGAAUACCGUCCAGUUUACAACAUGCGAGUAAAACCUCAAGUACGGCUGAUGAAGCUGUUGAAUUAUUUUCCGACUUCUUCCAAAGUGUCUAUAGUACAUCGUCCCCUGCGAUACGUCCCGAAUGCUUCCAGAGCGUAAAUUCGUAUGACAUAAGUCUACCAGAAAUAAGGUUUUCGAUUGGAGAGGUUCGAAAAGCACUGGAAAUGUCGACACCACAAAAGGCGCUGGAGCGGACGGGCUUCCGCCUCUACUUCUCAAAAAUUGCGCAGCAUCACUGGCUCAUCCUGUUUCAUGCCUCUUAA